UGAACCUAAAAUCAAAUUUCGAACCAUCAGAACAAGUAUGUACUUCUUUAUACAUCAUUUUUUGCCCUCUUUAUUUAACUGAAGUGUCAUAAUGAAAGUUUUCUAUAAAUUACAGGACCAGUUAAGCCACUGCACACAAUUGAACGAAUUUUGAAUUAUCUCUAGUUAUGAUUUAUGUUUUUAUUCUCUUUAGCUGCCAAUGUCAUAAAAUUAUAGAUAAAAAUAAAGUUGUUCAUGAAUAUGCUUAUUUAAUUGUGGCCAUAAAUUAUUGCCCUGUGUAAAUCUAAAAGGAUUUGAUAAAAGUCAACAGAAUAGAAUAAUGCUUUGCAUACUUAUUUAAUUUGGAUGCUUAAUCAAUUUGUUGUUUUGUUUUAAUUUAAUGAGGGCACAUCCUAAAAUGUUUCUCACAGAAUUUAUUACAAUCAAUCCCUAAUAAAAAAUUACAUUGGUCAUGAUGUUUCAUAUUUGUAAUACAAAUUAGAAUACCUCAAUAACCUUUGUACAUUGCACACAAAUUUAUUUAGAAUUUUCUGUUUCAUUCAGUGAUAAUAAUUUUUUUUUUUGCUAACAGAUGUCUACUCGGACACUAAAGUGAGCGCUCGUAAAUUAGAAAUACCUCUGUGUAACUGCGUUGUUCCCCCUGAAUCUGUCACCAAAGGCUGUCUGGAUGACUGUCUUAAUCGGUGAGUAUAGAGAAGAAAAAAUAUGAAUAACAUAUUGCAGGGUGUUUUUUUUUUAUGUAUAUCAAUUGUAAAAUAUUAUAAUCAAUUAAAAAAAAGCUACACAUCAAGUGUUUCCAUCUAAAACAGUGGUUCUCAACCUUUCUUAUGCCGCGACCCUUUAAUACAAUUCCUCAUGUUGUGGCAACCUCCCAGCCACACAAUUAUUUUCGUUGCUACUUCAUAACAGUGGAGUGUAUGUGUUUUCUGAUAGUCUUAGGGGACCCCUGGGAAAGGGUCGUGCGACCCCCCAAAGGGAUCGCGACCCACUGUUUGAGAACCGCUGAUCUAAAAGGAAUACAUUAUUUUGAUGCCAUGUUUGUUUAGUUAUAUUAUUAUCUUUAAGAAUUUUUUAGUAAGACAGUAAGGUUUAAUUUUAUUAAAUAGACAAGCUAGAACAUUUAGAAGGCUUAGCUUGUAUAAUUUUAAAUAUAUUAAUAUGGUACCUGCUUGUUUUAUAAUCAGGCAGGGCAAGCAAGGCCUAUUGGAAAAUAAAACAUAAAUUGUAAAAAGUUUUGCUUAAAAUUUUAUAUUAUUAGUGUUAUUUAUUUACUUUAUUGGGGGUUUUUUCAGCAUGAUAUACACUGAAUGCACUCCUUCCACUUGUGCCCUUGGUGAAAAUUGUGACAAUCAGAAAAUUCAGAAACAUGAAUGGGUACCCGGCUUAGAAAAGUUUUUGACUAAAGAUAGGGGAUUUGGUGUCAGAACAAAAUCUUUUGUCAAGAAUGGUAAGUACAAAGAACUCAGAUCAUAAAGUUGUAAUUCAUAAUUCUAAAAACACCCACAAUCAAAAUAAAGUUGUAGAAGUCUCUUAAGAAAACUCUUGUGUUUCAUGAGAGUGGAUUGAUUUUAGCUUAUGUCAUUUAUUCAAAUGGGCUGUAUUUAUGUGUUUGAUAUGCUGAACUAACAAAUCAAUUUUUGCCACUAGUUAAACCACAUAAUUUUCCCCUUAACUGGAAACUAAUAUUUAAAGCCCAAGCGGUAUCUCAUCUUAAUGUUAACCUUUGCAUUUGUUGGACAUUUUCCUUAUCACAAGUCUGAUGUUAUAUUUCAAAACUUAUGCAAUUUCCAUUUUUUUUAUAAGUCUACAUCCAAUUAAGUAACAACUGUUUUCAACUUACAGGUCAGUUUAUCCUGGAGUAUUUGGGAGAGGUGGUUAGUGAAACAGAGUUUCGCCGCCGAAUGAUGGAAGAAUACUCAGAGGAAUGCCAUCACUAUGCUCUACAUCUAGAUUCUGGCAGUGUAAUUGAUGGAUACAGGAUGGGUAACAUUGGACGUUAUGUCAAUCAUUCUUGCAAGCCAAACUGUGAGAUGCAGAAAUGGUAAAUUUUUCUACUGUGUGUAUAUAUCAGCAAAAUACAAAUGAAACCAAAGAAAACAUGUGAUAUAAUUUUUUUCUUGUAGAAGUUCUUUGACAGAGAUGAGAUGCUGUUUGAUAAAUAUAACAAUCUCUUGAAUAAAAAAUCCACACAUUGAUGUAUACAAAGAUAAAUUUUUAUUUGAAAAUAAAAUCUUCACAUUUCAGGAAUGUUAAUGGCCUCUACAGGAUGGUAUUAUUUGCCCUAAGGGACAUAGAAGAAGGAGAGGAACUGAGCUAUGAUUAUAAUUUUGAUCCUUUCAAUCAAGAAACUCAGGUGAGUAAAAUGCUUAUACAAUUAUCAUGAUUAACUUGUAUGUAUAAUAAAGCUUUUUAACUUCUUACUCACUAAUUCUAUUCUCAAUUCAAAACAUAAAUUGGCAAAAAAUACCUCGAAUGCAUUAGGCUUAAGAAGAUGAAAUUUGGUGGUCUAUCCCAAAAUAAAGCAUGAGUAUUUGGCACCCUGAAAUUUUCUCCAAGGAGGUAGGCUUCCCCCAAAUUUUACACUUUUGUCACACAAUGGAAAAUUGCUCUGCUAAAAUUAACAUUCCAGUAAUCAUUCUUGUACCGGACAAGCGAAAUGAGUCCAUUUUAAAAUUAAAGAUACUUAUAAUUAGUUGUGAAAUUAAAUCAGCAGGUUAUAUCUGCUUUCCACAAUUUGUAUACAUGUGAAAACAACUACACCUUUAUAUAAAGCUCUAACAGUGCUUAUAAUGUUCUCACCAAUUGAUGUCAAUUUCUUAAAGUAGUAAUUAUAUUCUUUUCAACCCUUGAGGAUAUUUAUGAAUGCUAUUUUAAAAGAGAUAUUUUGGAAUGUGUUCAUUAUGAAGCUCAAGUUAUGUAAGCAUGUGGCUUAUCUCAUCUGGUUUACACAUUUUUUUUAUACGUAAAUAAUAAUAUUCAGCAGACCUGUUUACUCUUAUGAUUUUGGCCUAUAAUUUACGAUUUUAAGAUGUAUUUUACGAUUUUCAGAACUGCGAUUUUAAGAGAUGGGGUUGAACAUAUAUCAUAUAUGCCAGUAGAUUUUUGGAUUUUAAAAAAAAUCAUCUAUUACUAUAUUAUGUUAGCCCUGAUAGGGGAAGGUGGUGGUGUUGAUAUAGGAUAUUUUGUCUACAGCUGGAGGUGUGUCUAAAUAUUUUAAGUCUAUAAAAUUAACACUACAAUGUUUCCAUAUUGAUGGUUUAGAUGGUCAUAAUUUUGCUUUGUGUUUUCAUAUGACACUCGUAAUAUUAGAGUAGUCACCUAAGUGACAAUUUUAGUCAAUCCUCGCUUUUGUUUUCUUUGGUGCUGUAUGACUUAAUUAUUUUUUUUUUUGUUCCGGUGCAAAAAUGGAGACAACUGGUGGGGGGGGGGGGGGAUGUAUUUAAAUUUGAAUUCAUGCUUAACUGUUCCGAACAACAUCAUUAGAUUUCAAAAUAUGUUAUAGGAUCUGAGAAGGCCUUUGAAAUCUAUUUUAAGAACACACAAAUCAGCUGUACAAUUUUUAAUACCCCCAUUUAGUUCCAACACUGCUCUUCCUUUAAACCAUUUAAGUAAAGCUUGUGGUAGUUAUCAAACUAUAAUAUGUUAACUGGAAAUAGGCUUAAUGGAUAUGUAUUUUUUUUUAACCAACUUUUCCUAAAAAAAUAAAUCUCAAGUUACUUGGCAGGUUUUGUAAAUGACCUCCUCAUUUGUUAAUUUAUUCUUAUUUCAAUAAAUUUUAUGUUAUGCUGAUGUCAUUUUGAGUGUAAACAACUUAAAUUUCAUCAUUAUUGUAAUUUUAUCAGUGACAUACUGUGAUAAUGUGAUCUUAUAUUUAAUUGAUAUACACAUCUGCAAAACUAUGUUGCUGUAGAUUGCAAUAUAAACAUCAGUCAUCUACUUUUACAUCUGCUUAUUCAAUCCUACUAGACACUAAAUGCAAGUAGUUGUUGUAUACAUUAUGUAUACUGUAUGUUUAUUUAUUUACUAUUAAGAUACAGUAUUGUUUGAUUUUGAGACAAUAUUGUACGUUUUUAGGAGUUCGAGGGUAACCAGGUCUGUUACAGUCACUUUUUAAAAAUUUAGUCCAUAAUCUUCAGUUAUAAUUUGUUGUCCUUUAAUAACCAAUAAGUUUUUAUGAUUUUUGAUUUCAGCAAGAGUGUCGAUGCGGUAGUUCAGAUUGUCGAGGCGUUAUUGGUGGUAAAACACAAAGAAAUGGGGGGAGUUCCAACAAGCCUGAAAAAUUAGAUGACAGUAAGGACAAGCGCAAAUCUAAACUGAUGAAUAAAAAAUUAAAAGAAAAGGUGAGACCACCAUGUUUAUUUUAUUUUUUUUAAAUUGUGGUAUAUUUGCUAAGAUUUUCUUCAAAUUUCACACGAUAAAAUGUAUAUAUAUUUAUGUUAAUAAUAAUUUUUUUUUUUUAAGCAAUCAUCUGAGAAUGUCCAGGUUCAACCACUUGCCAAGCCAAUGACUUUCAAAGAGCGCUGCUAUGCUAGAAAACAUCGUACUUUCCUGGUGCGCAAUGUAGACAAAGUUCGAAAUCAGCGGCAUCCUGGCCAAGACUAUGUCCCCAUAACUAAAGAAGAGAUGAAUGUCUUGGACUGCAACAAGAUCAAUGCUCUUAAUCCUGGUAAUCACAUGUUUUAAUUUUAGUUUUCUCUUAGUUGAAAUAUGCUCCCUGGUGUUCAUCUUGGCCGUUAAUAUUAAUGUAUAUUCUGAAAUUUUAUAAUAGAUUUUUAUAUAGUCCAUUAUAUGAACAUUUUUCCAUAAAUCUCGUAAUACACUGAUUAUGUGCAAUUUAAUUAAUUAAUUAUAUAUAUUAUAGAUCACUUUCUUUAUUUAUAACAAAAACUGUUUUCAUUGGUAUACACAUUUUUCCUGUCAUAUAUUCAUAGUUACUAGGACAAAAAUGUAUCAUGCUCCUAAGUAAUAAAGGAAGAAAAACACAAAAAUGUUUUUUUUUAAUUACGCAACACCUUCAUGCUACAGUCUGUAUAGAGUUUUUAAAAUUUAUUUUAGAUUCUUAUAUUAGUUUUUUUUUUUCAGUUGUCAUAAUUCAUCAUGUUGUUUUUUAAUAAAAUAUUAUUUAUCUUGUCUUAGAUAUGAUGUUGGUUCACUUGAAUGAAAGAUCAGUAAAAACAAGGUUGGUUUAAAAAAAAAAGUGUCAAUUUAAAUACAUUUGAACUAAAAUACUGAGACAUUUAUUAAGAUGAUAAAUUGUAAGGAAACUCAGGAAAUUUUCCCUCACUCAUAGCCAUAAUGUUUGAUUAAUGUAAUAGGAAAUAAAAGUGAAGAAUUGUUCAAAUUUGAUUAAAAUGUUACAUAAUUUUUUUUAACUUUUAGCCAAUUUUUUUCUUAAAAAAUCAAUUAAAUCUCAUUAAAAUAUUAUUUCAUUGAAUAGAUUGGCAGCAUACGCUAAGGACAACCCUGAAAUGGCAAGGCGUCAUCAACUUGCACAGAUCUUUGAUAAAAUGCUAACAGAACUUCUUUCACUGAAAGGUCAGGUGACAUUAUUAUGUUGAAGUUGAAGCUAACUCCAAGUGAACAAAUAUUGCUUUUGAAUAAGAAUAUUUAAAAGAAAUCACAUGUUAGACUGGUUGAUGUUUUAUUUUAUUCUAAACCAGGUAUUGCUAUUGACUCAUUAAAAAAAAUAAUAUCUUUUGACUUACCAGUGUUAACAAAUCCAUUGUACUUUCAAAUCCAUGCUUUCAGUCUUGUAACACUGUGUCUAUUUAUUUACAGAUGAAGAUGGAAACAGCUUAGUUACACAACUGAUGUCCUUACCGUCACGCAAGAAACAACCUCAGUAUUACCAGGUUGUAAGAGAACCAAUAGAUUUGUCCAUGAUAAAACAAAGAGUCAAGACUGGAUACUAUGACCACUUGAGUUCUUUCAAUGCUGACAUCAUGCUGUUAUUUAGUAAUGUUGAGGUAGGUACAUUGUUUUAACAUUUAGAUUUUACUGUUAAUACUAGAAGAAAUUGUAUUUUAUCAUAUAAUUGAGUACAUUGAUUAAUUUAUAUUAAUAAAUUUAAUAUUGCAAUCAUACUUGUGAUCUCAAAUUAAAUGGGGAAGCAGCAUUAACACUUUAUAUCCACAAGACACCAAUUGAGGUAGAUCGAUUUUAACCUUAAUAUCCAUAAGAUGGCAAUUGGCAUCUGUAUAACAUAGCAAUAAGAAAUAUUUGUUUGGAGUCAGACUCAAUAGAAAGCACAUUAUUUUAAAAGAAAUUGUUGUUCCUAAAUGGUAUCUGGUCAAAUAUCACCCAGUUUUGUCUGAGAGAAUUCAGAAUUUAUUAAUUUUUUAAUCAUUGUUUUUUUUAAAGCUUUAUUGUGGUCCAAAGUCCGAUAUGGGUCAGAUAAUACUAAAGCUGAGGCGAGUUCUGAAUUGUGUGAAGACUGAUGUAGCCCACCAAAUAGAUGAUUUGUUGGGACCCAAGACAACAAAAUCUUAUAUGGAUGCAGAACUGGAGAGGCUGGAACAUGUGUCUAAUAAAGGUGAGAUUAAAGUGGCCAAGCAUAUUUUGUUCAAAUCUAUAAGUACCGGUAUUAAAAAUAAUGGUGUUAUGCAUACAUAUAUUUCUUUUGAAUUAUCUGUUUUCUAAUUUAUAUGCUUACUUUGUUUUAAAGCAUCAAUUUACCCCGAGGAGGACAUCAUAAGAUGCAUUUGCGGAGUAACCAGAGAUGAAGGGCUAAUGCUUCAAUGUGAAAAAUGCAUGGUGAGUGUCACAAAUGGCAGUUGUAAUUAUUAUUAAUAGCCAAUUAUAUAUUCUUUUAUAAUUGAAGAAAAUGUAAAUGAAAUGUUUUGAGACCCUAAGUUAUAAUCAUUUUAACCUUCCUUAGAAUUGUGUGAACAUUACAAAUUCCCAGAGAAAAUAUUUCUAAAGGCUUUACAUGAAAUUUUCAGAGAUGGCAACAUUGUGACUGUGUACGAGCUAGUGGAAAAGAGGAACAUUAUCUUUGCGAUCGCUGUGAACCUAGAUAUUAUGACCCAGUAAAUUCUACUCAUUUUAACAUAUAAAUAGUUUAUAAAAUGUCUUGAUGGAUAGAAGGAGAUGAAAAAUAACUUAAUCUUUUAUUGGACUAUGAUAAUAUGUAGAGCUUCAAUUACACCAAAAUUUAUUUAUAAUAAAAUUACUAAAGCUAGAAAAUAACAAAUGAAUGAAUGAGUGUAUUUUUAAAUAUGUUGGUUCUCAUUUACAGGAGAUACUGUUGAAUCCAUCUCCACCAGAUGCUAUGCCAGACUGCACACAUUACAUGACCCUGUUGAAGGAUGAUGUCCAGUAUGCUGUUGGGGACUGUGUGUAUGUGAUGAGAGAUUGUAAGAGAACACCUACAGGCACUCCUUUAAGAUCCUCUCACCGUUUAAUGGCCUCUGUCAACCCAGAGAAACUAGAUGUCUUUAGACUUGAGCAGUUAUGGAAGGAUCCCAAGUAAGAAAUGUUAAUGUUAUUUAUAUUUUGGGGUUAGGGUACUAAAGUCUUAUUUUUCUUUUCAGUAUCUAAUUGUGCAGCUCUAUUUAUUGUAAACUGCUCAUUUUUACAGAGGUGAAAGAUUUGCUAGUGGAACACCUUAUUUGCGACCACAGGAAACCUUUCAUGAGCCCACUCGCAAGUUUUACCAUAAUGAGGUAUUUUGUAUAAUGCACAGAGAUAUGUAUUUGAAUUAUUUAACAAUUCUUUGUGUUAUGUAAAAUUGGCCGACUGGCAAAUACAUUUUUAUUUGAUUUAAGCCUGAGCAUUAAAGUUAAAAUUUUAUAGUUUCCAAAGCUGACUACAGAGAAGGAAAAUUUUGGUAAAUAUAGUUAACAUAAACUACAAGUUAGAUGAAAGAGCUUUUCUUGAUGUCGACAUAAUAUAAUUCUACAAAUAAAUAGUACUAAAAAUAAAAGUCAAAAAAAUGUUAUUUCAUUAUUUAUAAACGAUCUGUUUUUCCACAUUUCCUAUAUUUGCUAAUCAUGAAAAUAUUUUUUGUUUUAUCAAUGAGAAUAUCUUACUCUUUCUUUUUUUUUCUCUCUAAUAAUUACCAGCUCUUUCGCACACCAAACUUUGAGAUCAUUCCUAUGGAUCUGGUCAUGGGCAAGUGCAUUGUGAUGGACCCCAAUACAUAUUGCAAGGGUCGCCCUAAAGGUGUCAAAGAGCAGGACAUCUACAUCUGUGAAUACAGGGUUGAUAAAACUGCACAUCUUUUCCACAAAAUUCAGAAGAUAUGGUAUGUGGAUUUUUAAAAUCGUACCAAGUUUUGAGAGGCAUUAAUUUGUUUGCAGAUGAGAUUAUUUUCCCCAAGACCUACAAUUUUCUACUUUAACUUCUGUUGAAUUUUAUUAUUUAAAGGUCCAGGAGAUGUAUGGAACUAAUUUGUAUAACUUUUUCUUUAUAUUUUAAUUUAAAUGUUAGAAUUUUGCAUCUAUAAUCUGAUAUAAGUGGGUGCUAUUAAAUAAAUGGAAACGUACUAAUUUUUCUUGAAAUUCUGAUUAAUGUUAUUGUAGAGUGAAAAAAGCUGCUAUGUCAGACAGUUCUGCUAUUAUUUUAUACUUCUAUUUCACUUGAAUAUUAUUAAACAUCUACAGGUACCCAAUCAAUACAAGCAGAUUUUGUUUUGAUUGGUUUGAUAAAAAGCUAAAUAUCAGGAGAACAUUUUUGGUAAGUCUAUAAAAAUCUUGCUCUCAUAAGGAAAUGGAGUUGUUAAAUUUAAAAUAUCGAUUCACUUUGAUUAGCCUUUGAUUUCUUUUUUGCAAAGGAUGCAUUAGCUGAUGUGAUUUGUUAUAUUAAAAAAUCAACUUUCUUCUUAGCCUCAUGAAGUACCUGAGGAAUACAAGCGCAGAGCAGAAAGAAAUAUGACAGUAGCAACAGUGGGAAAAGUAGAGUGUGUUAAACAGGAGGAGAAGAUAGAUACCAAGAAAUCAUUUAAAUUCAAAAUGAACAACAUGUCUCAUGGGAAAGUCAAAAUAGAUGAAAGCAUUAGAAAUGAUUUCAAACUGAAGGCUGAAGUAAAGGUUAAUGUGAAGAAAGGUGGCAUGCUUAAAAAAGAAUGCACAAUACCAAAAGAUGACAAAUUUGGUCUACUUAAGAUUAAAGAAGUCAAGGUAAGAGACAAUGUCCUACAUUUACUCAGCAUAUUGAGUGAGUUUUUGGUUUUAAAUAAGGAUGAUUAAAGAUGGUGGCAUUGUCGCUGCAGGUGUGUCUGAUAAAAAUAUGUUUACUCUAGGUACCAUAUCAUAAUGCAUUUUCGAAAUGAAACAGUGCUAAAAAUAAAUAGACUGUUAAUUGCCGUUUACUAUCUGUUACAAAGUCCUGUUAAUCUGACCUUGCUCAAUGGAAGCGUUAAGAAUAAAAAAAACAUUAACUGGUUUUAAACCAGAGUGCCAAAACUAGUUUGACGAAAAAUCCCCUAUUAAUAUUAGCAUGCCAAGUUUUAAUAAUCAUUUCACUGCCUUGUUUGAGUUUGAUUUAUUCAUUGUUUUAUUGGGGGUUGUUUCUUUGCUUGUUUUUUUUAAAUUAGAAAUUGAAUUAAGAAUUUUCACUUUGACUUUCUUUUUUUUUUUUUAAUGCUUAUGUUAAUAUUUAAAAAUUGAGCAUGUUACUUUAAUUCCUCGAACCAAAAUAGCCAAAAGAUUUAAAUAAAAAUGUAAACCAAUAGAAAUUUUCUAGUAACCUAUUUUGUUUCUUUGCUUGUUUUUUUUAAAUUAGAAAUUGAAUUAAGAAUUUUCACUUUGACUUUCUUUUUUUUUUUUUUAAUGCUUAUGUUAAUAAUUAAAAAUUGAGCAUGUUACUUUAAAUCCUCGAACAAAAAUAGCCAAAAGAUUUAAAUAAAAAUGUAAACCAAUAGAAAUUUUCUAGUAACCUAUUGUUUACCCUUGGUUACCUUUCUCACUAUUUUUCAGAAAAAAGAAAAGAAACAAAGGUUGGAUAAAAUCUUAACCAAACUUCUUAAUAACAUACCCGGCAAACAGCGAGUUGAUUUAACUUAUCUCCUGGAGGAAGGAAAGAGACUUCGCAGAAAAGUGACAAAAUGAUCCAAUACCCAUCAUAAAACAAUAACCAUCCAGCAUGUUCCAGAGCAUUCUAAAUGCACCUCAACAUGAAAAAAAAAAGGAGAGAGAGAUGAAUGCACCACAAAAUAAGUCGAUUCCAGUUAAAGUUGAUCUCAUUCAUUUUCCUGUUAGAUGGAAAAAACAUUUCAUUUUAUGGAGACUUGGUGACCACUCUAAAAUAUUGUUUCACUUAGGUGUCAUUGUGUGAGGGUUUCACUGAGCCAUUACUUAUUUUGGGGACUUAUAUUCAUUUCUUCCAUUGCUGAUUCAUGCGCUUUCAUUCAUGAACAACUGAAUUGAAAUUACAAAACUUCAACAAAUUUUAGGACUUGAAAUGAUUGAACAAAUUUCUAUACAAGCAAAUGUUUGUGCCAUGCUAGUGUUGGAUUUAAGGUGAACUUGAGGAUUGGGCUUCCUUUAAGUGAAAGAAAAUAUUGGUUGUUGUUAUUUGUUUGGUUUUUUUUUUUUCGUUUAAAUAUUCAAAAUGGG
Messenger RNA from Lymnaea stagnalis (great pond snail), 10556 nucleotides. NCBI's taxonomy places the organism in Eukaryota, Metazoa, Mollusca, Gastropoda, Lymnaeidae. The record is from the annotation of a GenBank genome assembly.